CCACUGUGAUUAAGGAGCACUGUAGUAAAGCGCAACGUGACAAUUCCCUCACAUUUCUACCUAACAGCCAGAGUGCGCAGGGGAGCUCAUUAUGAACAUCAGACACCCCGAGUUUGAGGAUUAACCUGACUGUAGUCAACAGCAAUUACCCCGAGGUUUUGGGAUGGGGGGCGUGGUUGUAUUUUCGUAAUUGGCGGUAUCAGGCACUUGCGCAUCGCUGUUUACGUUUCUGCGGCACCGGUACCACGCUGAACUGCUGCGCUGGAACUAUGCGGCUCUUCAGGCUCUGCGAAGCUCAGAUGGCGCGUAUUGAGCAGUGAUGAUGUCUCUGUCUGCGGACGGUCCGACAGGCGCACCGAGCGCACCCGCCGAUACAGUGUGUGGAUCCGCCGGUCCGCCAGCGGACGUCUCGCGCUCCUCUGUUGCCCGCUGCGCUCGGGACAGCGUCUGCCCGCCACUUCAAGCCAAGCCGAUACUCACCCCACCAAUGUUCACCUUCCAAAGAAUAAACGCUCCAGUGAAGAGGAGAUCCGAGGAAGAGCUGAAUGGAACCGGCAUGAACAAACGUGCCAGGUCGCUCACCUGUCCCUCCUUACUGAGUUGGCCUCGAAAAGCAGUUCCCUGUAACAAUGGCAGACGAGUUCGUUCAUGUUCUCUGUCUUGUCUAUCACCUUCACCUGUCUCUGGAACAAAUGUCUUCAUGCCUUCAAACAUGCACCGCCUGAUCAGUGGCUCCGCCUCCACAGUGUCUCCUCGAGCCAAAGUAAAGAACACCCAACCGAGACCGUCUACACCGCCAGAGCCCAAGCACUGGCGGGCCUACAACAUGCCUCAUCUCAGCCGGGUUAGUGGAGACACCGCUGAAGACCUCUCCAGAGUCACUGUUAGCCUCCCGUCUUCAGAUAGCCCCAUGGAACAGCAGACACCACCCAAAACUAGCAGAACCCUCUCACAGACGACGGUGGAUGUUGCUGGAAGCAUCCAGUUUGUGUUUGGGGAGAACAUGAGCGAGAGAGUUCUGAGUCCACAGAAAAGCCCAUGUGGUGAGGAAAUGUCUGGGACAGACUGCAGCUCCAAUGACUCGGACUCCUCCAGCUCCGAGGCCUCUAACACAAUGACCGUACAGAGCACUUUGUGGGAGUCUGCAGCAGCCUACACUAAUGCCUGUAGGAGGCGCUGUCUACCCAAACAAGUCAAGGUCUUUACUGGGGAAGAGAACGAGAGCAAUGUUGUGCAGCUGACAUGUAAGCUGUUUGUCCUGGAGAGAGGCUCGCACUCAUGGAGGGAGAGAGGGAGGGGCAUCCUACGACUGAACGACCUGAAGAGAGGAGCGAGGGGAUGUUUGCAGUCGAGAAUGGUGAUGAGGCACGAAGGCAAUCUAAAGGUGAUUCUGAACACCAAGCUCUAUGCACACACGCACCUGCGGCGUCCCACGCGCUGUAACCUGCAGUUGACGGCCACGGACGUGGAGAGCCGUGGCGUGCGUGUGUUUCUGAUCCAGGCGAGUGCCCGAGACGUGGCGCGCCUCUACGUAGCCGUGCACCACAGGCUGGUGGCACUGCGGUGCUCGUCUGCCAGCGUGGCGCUGGGGGACGGGGAUACGGAGACAGCCCUCGCAGACCGGGAUGGACCCUGCAGCAACGAGGAGGAAGAGGACGAUGAGGAAGAGGAGGCUGAAGAGGACGCGAUCUUCAUCACGCAUGUGAGAUCUGGGGACUGUAAUUGGAGGCACAGCCAUUCUAGACUCCGCCCUUGACCCCACCUCUACCCAUGGGCCUGAAAAUGUUUCCUGUCUUGCCUCUGGCCUCAGCCGUUCCAGAGCACCCAUGGGCACCAUGUCCUACUGUGUUCAGUCCAAAGAUAGAAGCCACGAUGACAAACAUUAUAGAUAACACUAUUAGCAAUCAGCCUGCAAGGUUUGUCUAUAGUAUUGACAGCAAUCUUUUGCCAAAGAAUAAAUGAGAUUAUAUUAUGCUAUAAAGACACUUUUUUUUCUUUUUUCUGAUAAAGGGGCAAAAAAUGAGGAGAUUGUAAUGAGUAAAACUUGUGCUUUGACCUUUUCUUAUCUUAAAUUCACACUAAGCAGUCAGAAGCUCAGAGACCAUUUCAGAAAACUGUGAAACCAUGAAGAUGUGUGGACUGUUCGUGUCUGGAGAGUUCUGUCAAUUGCUCUGUUGCUAGAAAAGGACUUUGAAUGGAAUAUGAAUGUUUUUUUUGUAACACUUUGCAGAAAGGGGGUUUAAUUCGGUUCUGCAAAAAUGUGGACUAAAGAUCAGUGAUUCAUUCUCCAUAACUGAAAAGCUCAAUAUAGGCUCACUACAGGUUGUAGACUGUAGGUCAUUAGCUACAUUUGCAGCCUUGUGUUUUGAAUGAUACGUUAGCAGACACAAACAUGUUUCACUGUAAUAACAUGAGAUUUGCAGCCUACCUCAUGAACAGUAUGGACAAUGUCAGCUCUUCAGCACUGAGUUAUGCUUUUAAAUCUCAGAAGAGUAUUAUUUCUGGCUUUUUAUCUUUUAAAACUUUUAAAUUGUUGUUUCUUCAAAUGUAAAUUCAAAAGACAUAUAGUUUCAUUUUUCUUUGCAUUUCUAUGGAUUUUACUAUUGUUUUUAUUGGUAAAUCUGCAAAUAUUAUAUUUGCCCCUGACAAAUUUUGAAAGUUAAAAUAUAUAGGAAGAUUUUGCCAAAAUUCUUAUAGAUUUCUAUAACAUUAUUUUGUCAGAUAUAUUAAAUAACUAAUUAUAACACACA
Electrophorus electricus (electric eel) is the source of this 2750-nucleotide messenger RNA. RefSeq names its product ran-binding protein 3-like. The record is from RefSeq and is a predicted model, not a curated record. Lineage: Eukaryota; Metazoa; Chordata; Actinopteri; Gymnotiformes; Gymnotidae. Gene Ontology annotation, biological process: protein export from nucleus.